AAGAAAACAAGAUCAUCAGAAAGCAGCACAUCCAAGCAUUAUUGCAACAAUGGGAAGCAAUGAAGGAUAUGGAGCAGAGAGGUAUGCGGUGGUAUCGGGAGCAAACAAGGGAAUUGGAUAUGAGGUGGUGCGGCAACUUGCUGCAUGUCAAGGGGUGGUGGUGGUUUUAACGGCUAGAGAUGAGAAAAGGGGAAGAGAUGCCACGUCACAGCUCCAUCACUUGGGUUUCUCAAAUGUGCUCUUCCAUCAGCUUGAUGUUUUGGACCCUUUUAGCAUCCAGUCUUUGGCCAACUUCAUAGACAACAGAUUUGGCAGGCUUGAUAUCCUGGUUAAUAAUGCUGGAGCCAGUGGAGCAGUGGUUGAUGAGGAAGCUUUAAAAUCCCUAAACAUUGAUCCCACAACUUGGCUUUCAGGCAAAGCGGUCAACAAAAUUCAAUGUGCAAUAAAAUUCACUUAUGAGAAGGCUGAAGAAUGCUUGAACACAAAUUACUAUGGUGCUAAAAGACUAACUGAGGCUCUUCUCCCACUCUUGAAGCUGUCCCCUCAGGGAGGAAGGAUUGUGAAUGUCUCCUCUCUAAGGAGUGAACUUAAGAGGAUACCAAGUGAAGAAAUAAGAAAUGAGCUUGGGGAUGUGGAAACCUUGACAGAGGAGAAAGUAGAUGCACUUUUGACAAAGUUUCUGGUUGAUUUUAAACAAAAUACACUUGAAGCCAAUGGAUGGACACUGAUGCUGCCUGCAUACAGCAUUUCCAAGGUCACCCUCAAUGCCUACACAAGAAUCCUUGCCAAAAAGUAUCCAAAGAUGUAUAUCAACUGUGUGCAUCCAGGCUUUGUCAAUACAGAUAUCAAUUGGCAUACAGGAACAAUGACUGUGGAAGAAGGGGCUGCAGGUCCAGUCAAGUUGGCUCUUCUACCAAAUGGAGGCCCUACAGGCUGCUAUUUUGAUCAAACUGAAGUUGCAGACUUCUAGUUCAUAUAUAUGUUAUAAGUUAUGCAUUUCCGCCUGGGUGUUAAGUAAUAACUAUAUCAAGUUAUUUUGAUAAAAUUUGAAAUAUUAAGCGCUUGUGGGAGUUAGAAUGAUUCUAUUUCCUUUUUGUGGCCAUCAAGACUUGCAA
This is a messenger RNA of Prunus persica (peach), 1115 nucleotides long. RefSeq names its product (+)-neomenthol dehydrogenase. The coding region runs from base 50 to 970 and encodes 306 amino acids. Lineage: Eukaryota; Viridiplantae; Streptophyta; Magnoliopsida; Rosales; Rosaceae. Gene Ontology annotation, molecular function: oxidoreductase activity, acting on the CH-OH group of donors, NAD or NADP as acceptor. The record is from RefSeq and is a predicted model, not a curated record. Gene Ontology annotation, cellular component: membrane. The transcript has 5 exons.